AUGGAAUCUGGUCUCGAAAUUAGAUCUAAGGAAUUGACAUUUGAUGCCACUUUUUCAUUCUUCUCGUACAGUCGCACGUGUGUUAGCACUCCAGCAUAUGCAUCAGUAACACGCAAGCAGAUCGCUCGUGUCAGUGUAAUACACAAAUCGUAGGCUUCGCGCUGCCUUUGAAUUGCAGCCAAUCGUAGGCUCCCAGCCUCAGAGUGCCAGAUGACGAAAGCACGCAUUCGAUGCUUGCAACAGUCCAGCGAGAACUGCCAUGAUUCGAUCAGGGGGGAGUGCCAAUGAUGUUAGUGGAGAAAAGGUCACGCUGCUAGUGCAAGAUAUUCCAGAAGACCCCAUGGAUGUGAAGCUUCGCUCAGCGGUGAGCGUGGAGAAGGCAUCGAAGACUGCGGCGGCACCAACCAGGAUCCUGUUUCUUGACGGCGUACGAGGACUAGCAGCGCUUUUGGUCGUGACUCAACACUCGCAUGAAUACAUGCAGGACCUCAACCUGGGAGCUUGCGCUGUCGACGCGUUCUUCGUGCUGUCGUCGUUUUUAUUAACAAUGUUGUUCAUGAAGAAGAGCAUGAAGCUGCUGGCACGCAGUGCUACUUAUCGGAAGUGGGCGUUUACUCUGGUCGACUAUUUUUCCAGGCGAUUCUUUCGUAUAUACCCAUUAUUCGCGUUGGUAGCCAUUGUGUUGUGGAUACUUCCCGAUGACGUUAAACGUGGGCUUUACCGCAUCGAGAAACCAAAGGAUUUCAGCCUUGUCAAGGUGCUCACGUUCGAUUUUGAUCAGCGUUUCUUCGUGUUCUGGACGCUACCGUUAGAGAUCUCGUAUUAUUUCUUCAUCCCCAUCUUCGUGUUAGCUGUGUUGAAACUACGAAAUUAUUGGUGGGUCCCGUUCAUCCCGGCCUACUGUUGGGUAGCUUAUGAGGGCUGGAAUACGUUUCGCUGGAGUCACAUGGGAUUGUCGGCUCACGCUCCAACGUUUCUCGCUGGGUCAAUGGCUGCGGUCAUCUUCGUCAAAUUGGACACGUGGAUGAAGAUGAACAAUGUGAGGCCUCGACCUGUUGUUAUCUAUGCGAUUCGUACACUCGAAUGUACUGCACUAGCAUUGCUGCUGAGUCUGAGCUUUCAAGGGCUCUUCUUCAACUGGAUAUAUGCCAACAUUGCACCCCAGACGCCAGGCUUUCCGUUCAUCAGCGUGCUCUUGACUAUUGUAGUCGUGAUUGAAAUGAUUCUGCCGUCGUCUCUGUCUACGUUUUUGGAAUGUAACGCGCUACGGCACUGCGGUAAGGUGAGCUUCUCGAUCUACCUGCUCCAUGGGUUCGUCAUCUACACCGACACAGUGAGUAACCAGUCCAGUUACUACGACCGAAUGUUCUCUACCUACGGCCUCACGGUGCUAGUAGCGACGGUGUCGUACCACCUGGUGGAAUAUCCAUCUCAAUUACUGGCGCAAUACAUUACUCGAGAACUCGCCAAACGAGAGAUACUGGGACUCUGAGGUCAUCGCUUGUAAGCAUGUAAAGUAAUAGAAGAUAUUUGUUCAUGUGCCUUACGAUGAGGAAAAUCUACAGCAUCAAUAAGAG
Messenger RNA from Phytophthora nicotianae INRA-310, 1577 nucleotides. RefSeq lists its product as hypothetical. Gene Ontology annotation, molecular function: acyltransferase activity, transferring groups other than amino-acyl groups. Gene Ontology annotation, biological process: polysaccharide biosynthetic process. Gene Ontology annotation, cellular component: membrane. The record is from RefSeq and is a predicted model, not a curated record. Bases 260 to 1492 code for a protein of 410 amino acids. The transcript has a single exon. Lineage: Eukaryota; Oomycota; Peronosporomycetes; Peronosporales; Peronosporaceae.